Erinaceus europaeus (western European hedgehog) is the source of this 3392-nucleotide messenger RNA. RefSeq names its product Scm polycomb group protein homolog 1 (gene SCMH1). Gene Ontology annotation, molecular function: protein binding. Gene Ontology annotation, biological process: regulation of DNA-templated transcription. NCBI's taxonomy places the organism in Eukaryota, Metazoa, Chordata, Mammalia, Eulipotyphla, Erinaceidae. Gene Ontology annotation, cellular component: nucleus. The record is from RefSeq and is a predicted model, not a curated record. Bases 474 to 2924 code for a protein of 816 amino acids. The transcript is spliced from 20 exons.
AAGCUUUGAACCUGAGGUCCCAGGCCUCUUUAGACUCAGACUACUCAUCCCUGAGAGCGAGCUCAGAGAGCUGUGUGUGUGUGUUGGGGGGGGGGGGUGCGUCCAGGGCCCCGCAGGUGGAGGGUGGGAGGUGACCCCUGCUAGCCCGGCCAUUGGGCUCCGCGGCGCCCUCCCCGUCCCACCCGGCCCCCAGCGGGAGCCCGCGGCGGAGGCGCGCGCCACCUCGCGGCGGGGGCGUGGCCGGGGAGCCCCCGCCCCGCCCCGCCCCUCAGCCGGCGCCGCCGCCACCGCGAUCUAGCCCCCCGCCGCCCGCCCCCUUCGCGCGUCCUUCUUCGCUCCCUGCGCAGCGGAAACAUGGCGGCGGGCAGGGAGUGAGCGGUCCUGCGCCUCCGCUGCGCCUGCAGAUUGAAAGUGCGGCAGAAAGAGGAGGAAACCACAGAACUGACAUUUCCUUUAGAAAUCUGGCUCGACACAUGGCAAAAACUUGGGUAAGAGGAAGGACUGGAAGCAGCGUAUCUCCUGCAAGAGAUUUCUCCAUCUUGCUAAAGAGGAACAAUUUCCCAUUUGGUAUAGCUGAUGUUACCAUGCAAAAGUCAGAUCCUCGGAAAGUAAUAGACUGGAAUGAUGUUAGAAAACAUAAAUAUGGCCACAUAUCAGAGUCUACAACCCACUUUCAAGAAGCUACAGACAUCUUGGAACUAGGUCAUUUUACCUGGGACAAAUACCUAAAAGAAACAUGUGCAGUCCCAGCACCUGCACAUUGCUUCAAGCAGUCCUAUACACCUCCAAGUAAUGAGUUCAAGAUCAGCAUGAAAUUGGAAGCACAAGACCCUAGGAACACCACAUCCACGUGCAUUGCCACAGUAGUUGGACUUACAGGUGCUCGCCUCCGCCUUCGUCUUGAUGGAAGUGACAAUAAGAAUGACUUCUGGCGGCUGGUUGACUCUGCUGAAAUCCAGCCUAUCGGGAGCUGUGAGAAGAACGGGGGCAUGCUGCAGCCUCCUCUGGGAUUUCGGCUGAAUGCCUCCUCUUGGCCUAUGUUCCUUUUGAAGACGCUAAAUGGAGCAGAGAUGGCUCCCAUCAGAAUUUUCCAUAAGGAACCACCAUCGCCUUCCCACAACUUCUUCAAAAUGGGAAUGAAGCUAGAAGCUGUGGACAGGAAGAACCCUCAUUUCAUUUGUCCAGCCACUAUUGGGGAGGUGCGGGGCUCAGAGGUGCUUGUCACUUUUGAUGGGUGGCGAGGGGCCUUUGACUACUGGUGCCGCUUCGAUUCCCGGGACAUCUUUCCUGUAGGCUGGUGUUCCUUGACUGGAGAUAACCUACAGCCACCUGGCACUAAAGAUUCAAAUUCUAACCUUAGCAAUGUGACCUUCAUCACUUCAAACAAACAAAAAAACAGCACUCUUAAGUUCAGAGUAUCCUGUCUUAAAAAACCAGGGAUUAUGGUUAUCUCUGGAGAAGGGUUUCACUGCUCCAAGCUGACUUUUGCAGAUAGGAAGGGAAAAACAGAAACAGAAAGACAGAGGGAAGGAUACCACAGCACCAAAGCUUCCUCCAGCAUGGUGGGGGCCCGGCUCGAACCUGGCUUCAAGGGCAUGACAAAGCAGGUGCACUACCCAGGUCCUGCACCAGUUUAUAUUCCCUGCACAUGUUCCUUUUUCUCCACAUUUUCACCAACAAUUGUAAUUUCCUGUUCUGUUGAUGUAGUUGUGAUUCCAAAGGCUCCCUACCCUGCAUCUGGUGUGAACACCGAGAAGCCUGGCAUCCACAACAGCACCAAAACUCUCUGGGAGCAUCAACAAGGGCAGAGGGGGCGUAAAGCAGGAAAGAAGCGGGGCCGGACACCCAAGCCCCUAGCUCCGCACCCCAUCUCUACCCCUACUAAAUCAGCUGAUUCUUUGAAAUGCCCAAAGAAGAGAGGUCCCAAACCUGGCAGUAAGAGAAAACCUCGGACUUUGCUGAACCCACCACACACCUCACCAACAACCAGCACCCCUGAGCCAGAUACCGGCACUGUACCCCAAGAUGCUGCCACCAUCCCCAGCUCUGCCAUGCAAGCCCCCACAGUUUGUAUUUAUUUGAACAAGAAGGGCAGCACAGGCCCCCACUUAGAUAAGAAGAAGGUCCAGAAACUCCCUGAUCACUUUGGGCCUGCUCGUGCCUCCGUGGUGUUGCAGCAGGCUGUCCAGGCUUGUAUUGACUGUGCUUAUCACCAGAAAACCGUCUUCAGCUUCCUCAAACAGGGCCAUGGUGGUGAGGUUAUAUCAGCCGUGUUUGACCGAGAACAGCAUACCCUCAACCUCCCAGCAGUGAACAGCAUCACCUACGUCCUUCGCUUCCUGGAAAAACUUUGCCACAACCUUCGAAGUGACAACCUGUUUGGCAACCAGCCCUUUACACAGACUCACUUGCCACUUUCUACCACAGAAUACAGCCACAGCCACGACAGGUACCUACCAGGUGAAACUUUUAUCCUAGGGAAUAGUCUAGCCCGUUCCUUGGAACCACACUCAGACUCGAUGGACUCCACCUUAAAUCCCACCAACCUUGUCAGCACAUCCCAGAAUCUUCGAACCCCUGGAUACCGGCCUUUGCUACCAUCCUGCAGCCUCCCACUGAACACUGCUUCAGCUAUGCGCAGACUGUGCUCCAGGGGCUCAGACCGAUACCUGGAAAGCCGGGAUGCCUCCCGACUGAAUGGCCGGGACCCCUCCUCAUGGACAGUGGAGGACGUGAUGCAGUUUGUCCGGGAGGCUGAUCCUCAGCUGGGACCCCAUGCCGACCUCUUUCGCAAACAUGAGAUCGAUGGCAAAGCCCUUCUGCUGCUGCGCAGUGACAUGAUGAUGAAGUACAUGGGGCUGAAGCUGGGGCCUGCACUCAAGCUCUGCUACCACAUUGACCGGCUGAAGCAGGGCAAGUUCUGAGAGGGAGACACAACCCGGACAGCCGAGGGAUCGAGGAGAUGGGGGCAUCCUCCCAAGGAGGCGGAGCGUCAGCCCGUUUCCGGGUACCUCUGUGAUAUUUGGGCCUCCUCAGAACUCCAGGAGGCUGCAUGGAGCCACCGCUACUACCCCUCCUGCCAUGGUAGGUCCUUCCAUGAAGGAUUGAGGAGGGGUGAGUGUGGGGCCCCAGGCUGGUGCUGCUGCUCCCCUCAGCCCUGCCUUGACUCUGAGGUGUCCCAGUAUUUAUUUUUCCAGCCUGGUUGACCUCUCCCAGGGUUUAGACUGAACACCUUCAAGUGAUGGAGGAAGGGGCAGCUCCUAGGGCCUCAGAAGGUGAGGACAUGGAUUGACCCUGAUAUCCAGUCAUCUCCUACUGGACCUGGUGUGGCCCCCCACAGCCCCACUGCUCUGCCUUCUCACAGAUCCCAGACUCCAAGCUCAUGGUGCAAA